GCCCCUGGGGAUGAAGCUGGUGAUUAGCUCAGCCCAGUUUCAGCUGCUGUGUGCACAUUGAUUGGUGGUGAGAGAGCUCCCAACCACUGUGCCCUCAUAACUAGUUCCUCAGAGACUUGUAGUGACACUCCAGGCAGGCUCAAUGAGACAGGAGCUCUCUGGAAAAUGAGUUAUACAUCCACCCUGAGGGUCCAGCUGGGGAAACCCUCCUUAAAGGGCAGCAGAGAGGGGCAACCAAAACUUUCAGAGAAUGGCUGCAAAGGUCUACAGCACAUAGACAUUUUUUGUGGGUCUGCAGAGAAAUCUAAAAGAAUGGUUUUACCUGGAGAACUGCACAUGAAAUUGGAAAAGAAUUGGGAGCGCGAUGUAGUAAAGACUGCAGAGGAUCCUGAAAAAGUGUCUGAAAUGGAUGUGACCUCAGGAAAGAUGCCCUGUAAUCUCCAAGUGGUGAAGACCUCUGACAAAUACCUGACAGUCAUGUUUGAGCUCUUCCCUCAAAAUGGAGGUGAACUCUGUGUACGAAGAGUGAAGUCUCCAGUGCCAAUCCUUACCACAGCUCCCAAUGCUACCAGACGCCUGGUUACGGAUGGACCACUCCCUUCUGUGCAAGAGGCAUCGGAACCAGAAAGCUGCCCUACUGCUACGACCACACAGACUGAGAGGGUUAAAGUCACAACUGCAAAAGUUUGGGAGAACAGAGAGCGAGAAGGAAAGAGAGCAUCUACUACAGCAAUUGAAUCCCCUCACAAGAAGAGCAUCCUCAGCACUUCUCGGUUUGCUUCCUUCAGCUCUGAGGCUGUUGAUAGUCCAUCUAAAGAACAAAUUUCUCCAAAGAGAAAACCUCACACAUCUGGGGAUAGCCUAAGGAUCCUCAAUGGAGUCUCCCAUGUAGAGGUGAAGAAAGGGGAGAAGGCAGAAUUGCGCUGUUCAAUCCAGGGAACACCCCCACUCGCAGCUUCAUGGGUGCGGAACAAGAAACCGGUUGUUGAUGGCCCUCGAAUUUCUGUCCGGACAUCGGAGACUGAGAGCUGCCUGCUGAUUCGACAAUUGUGCGAGGAAGACGGCGGUAGCUACAACCUGUGCGUGCAAGACCAGACCGGGAGCGUACAGCAUCAAAUUAGCCUCGCCAUUGUGGAUCGCCCAUCUCCACCUUCAGGGAAGCCCCUUAUAUCAGCCUUGCAGCAAUCCUCUCUCACCCUCUCCUGGUCAGGACCAUGUUAUGAUGGUGGUAGUGCUGUUCUGAGAUACAGUAUAGAAGUAAAGAAGGUUGGGCAAGAUCAUUGGAGGUUACUGACAGACACCUGUACUAGCACUUCUUACCAUGUGAAGGAAGGACUGGUGCCAGGAGAACAAUAUCAGUUUCAAGUGAGAGCUGCCAAUGUGUAUGGAGUAAGUGAAGCCGGAGAGGAGUCUCACAUUGUUACCAUGGAUUCGGCUGGAGAUGAAGACCCUGAGUAUGAGGAACCAGUUGAAUACAGAGAAGUCUUCAUGAACACCACUGAUCGAGUGGAUGACCUUUAUGUUAAAUUGGAAAAGCUAGGAAUGGGGAAAUUUGGCCAAGUCUACAAGCUACAGGAAAAAGCCAGUGGAAACAUCCGGGCAGGGAAGUUCUCUAAGGCACGUUUACAGAAAGACAUAGCAAACGCUCGAGCAGAAGUUGAGUUGAUGAACAAACUACAUCACCCCCGUCUGGUGCAUUGUGUAGCGGCUUUCCAGGAACCUGGAUCGGUGAUCCUGGUGCUUGAGUAUAUUGCAGGUGGCGAGUUGUUUGAGAGGAUUGUAGCGGAUGAUUUUGAGCACACGGAGAUAACAAGUAUUGAAUACAUGUCACAGAUUCUUAGUGGGGUGGGAUACAUGCACCAACAGAGCAUUGUCCAUCUGGACCUUAAACCUGAGAACAUUGUCUGCGUCAGCAAAAUAAACACAAAAGUCAAAAUCAUUGACUUUGGUCUGGCCAGGAAACUAGAACCUGGAGUGCCAACGAAAGUGUUGCAAGGGACAGCAGAGUUUGUGGCACCUGAAGUUAUCGCAUAUGAACCAGUUGGGUUUACCACUGACAUGUGGAGCCUUGGAGUUAUAUGCUACAUCCUGUUGAGUGGAGACUCUCCUUUCCAAGGUGACAAUGACACAGAGACACUGCAGAACAUUACCUCUGGGACCUGGGAAUUUGACGAAGAAACAGAUGCUGUAUUAUCUGACUCGGCUAAAGACUUCAUCCGGCGGCUGCUGCAGAAGAACAUGAAGUCUCGUCUUACUGCUAAACAAGCCAUUGGUCACCCCUGGAUCAAGGAUAAAGCUAUUACCAGCCCAAAGACCCUAUCAAAAGAAAAGAUGAAAAAGUUUUUGGCCCGGCAAAAAUGGCAGAAAACUGGCAAAGCUGUCCUGGCUCUGAAGAGGAUGGCAAUGCUUAGUCACAGGUCAGAUUCUAACUCUUCACCAACCACGAACGAUGACUCUGAAAGUAGGAAGGUGUUCAGCUUCUUGCAGGAACAGCUCCAGAAGCCUCCUGUCUUCUCCUCCCUUUUAAAGGACCAAUCUGAGGUUGCAGGAAGUUCUGCUCGUUUCCAUUGUCACAUUGAGGGUUUCCCAGACCCUGAAGUCUUAUGGUUUUUCUCUGGUUCCCCAAUUCAAGAGUCCAAGCACUUAGAGAUUGAGUAUGAAGAUUCAGGCAGCUGCACCCUUAUUAUAUCUGAUGUUUCGCCCAAUGAUGCUGGGGUAUAUACAUGUCGGGCUUCAAAUUCCCAUGGACAAGCAGAAACAUCAGCCAAACUGAACAUCCACUGUCUGCGGGCAGAGCGUUCAACAAGGGAUGGGACUGUAAAGACUGCCUAAUCUGUUGGGAGAUGCACUAUCUAGCUCCUGUCAUGGGAACACUCGGCACCUUCAUAAAAAAGGUCUUGCCACUAGGACAUUGACUCCAAUAUGUAAUUGGAAAAACCUAUGUAAAGUCGUAGGUAUGCUUGUAUAUAAUGUGUUAAUUUACAGUAAGUGUGUCAAGACAUUGCAAUUACUGCAUACUCAUUCUAUAAUAUUAUAUGCUGACUUUUGCUGUACAAUAUCUCUAAAUUUAUGUUCUGUAUAUGUAGGCGUCUUCUGUGAGGCUGCAUUCAAACCAAGGAUAUUCACAUCCAAAUGCUGUCUGAGUUUAUAAUGGGCAGGUCCUGAACUGGACAUUGACCCAUUAAAGUCGAUGAGUAAAUUCAUAUGAGCCAUUUUCCAUUCAAACCAAUGGACUGUACUGAGAAAAUCGCAGCAUAAGCCAUCCAUCCUUGAGUUUCAUGCAAGACUAAUUCACUCACGUGCAUGGGUCUUUAAGGGAAAAAAAGACCGCACACAGAUUUUUUUUCAUGUGGGGUCCAUUUAAAAACGUGUUUGUGUUCACUGUUCGGAACCAAACAGGUUUAACAUUGUUCAUCUGAAUUCACCCUAAUACAUAGAACUUCUUUUCUCGUCAUACUUCUCUAUGUAUAGAAGUAGGCAGGACAAAAUAGAAAACUGGACCUAGAAUCUACUGCGUGUUUGACUGGGUUCUCUUCAAGGGUCACUGAGUUAUAGAGACAUAUCAAAUGUUUUGUUCAUGGGGUUAUGAAUGCUGUGACCUCCAACAAUCCCUAGAACAAAGUCAAGAGCCCAUCUCAAUUCCAUCUCCUGCAGCAAGGAGAGGCGAGCUAGGCAAGUGCUUCUCUCGCUUAAUUCUAGCGAUCGAUGGGGGUAUCUGCUCUCAGAACCCCACGAUCAAAACUUUUGAUAUAUCAUCUGACAUAUCAAAAGCUUUCUGAAAAUGUAAUUAUUAUAUAUAUUUUUUAUAUUUGUUCUACUCUUGACCAUUUGUGGUCAGGUAUAUCAGCUAAGCACUAUUUGCUUGAAUGGGAAAGGGUGCAAAUGCAAUAUCAGACAAAGCCCAUGGGCAAAACUGGUGCGGUUUUAUUUCAAUUUUUGGGUGGGGUGCAGACCCUGUAUAGUACCUCCAGACAAGCAGUUUAAAUGUAUUUAAUGCGACUAUUGAUGUAGGCUAUCAUGGAGGAAUGGUGUAACUUGGCAGCAAAGAAGGUCAAACCGGUAUGGCACCAGUCAAUCCAGCAUAGGCCUGCUAGAUUGGUUGCUAGAGAUGCACUGCCUAAGACUGGACUGUGAGGCUUUUUCGCUCAACCACAUUUACGUUGUGUUUUGUAGCUCAUUUGCAGUAAAAAAAAAAAAAAGUGCCAAAUGUUGUGUCCUCUCUGUUUAUCCUUUUUGUAUUUUGUAUAACGGAAUUGUAUGUGACUAUUAUUGUAUGAAGCUUACUAUUAUUAUUAGAGAUGUCUCUUGUCCGGAUUAUCUGUAAAGCUAUUUCUAGUAUGGAUAUACGCAAGUCAAUUUAAAGUUUGUUAAGCGAUAAACAUUAAGGUAAUGCUAUAGAAAUAAUGUUUGUUCAGUCAAACUUAACCCCUGAAAUGUUUCUGACAACUUUUUGUGACCAAUGAAAACAAACUGAUUCAAAUAUAUGUAAUGCCAUGGAGAGAUUGCCCUCUAGCGGUAAGGUCCCACAAAAUGCAGUGCAAUCUGCAGGCAUCAUGUUAUAGAGCAGGAGAUGCUGAGCAAAUUGAUAUAUAGAUAUGUGGGGAAAGAUUCAGUAAAACUUGGAAUUUAUACAUUUAAAUCUCUAUUUCUGAGCUCAGUUGUACAUGGGGGCCACCUUAUCAGUGAUUUGAUGGCAUUCUGUGUGUAUACAGAAAUAGCUGUCAGUCACAUGGGGUUACCUUAUCAAUGAUUUAUAACAUUUUCUGUGUGUGUAUACAUAGCUGUCAUUCACUGAAAACACCUCCCCAUAGAAAUAUAAAUGUGUAAAUUACAAGUUUUACUGAAUCUUUUCCCACAAAACUAUACAUCAAUAUGCUCCGCUCUUCCCCCUCUAUAACAUGCUGCUUGCAGAUUGCAUUGCAUUUUGUGGUGAAAUUUUUUUCAAAACAGGGAAGACUGUUCCAGUUGGAACUGAUGAUGCUAACUAGACUGUCUAUUUACCAGACAUAUUGGAUGGCCAGGAGAGGGAGGCUCUGACAAUCACAUUGGUAUUGCUGUGAGCCACACUGAUUGAC
Molecule: messenger RNA, 5075 nt
Organism: Bufo bufo (common toad)
Lineage: Eukaryota; Metazoa; Chordata; Amphibia; Anura; Bufonidae
Product: myosin light chain kinase, smooth muscle-like
Exons: 18
Coding region: 166-2832 (888 amino acids)
Biological process (GO): intracellular signal transduction; protein phosphorylation; positive regulation of apoptotic process
Cellular component (GO): cytoplasm; nucleus
Molecular function (GO): protein serine/threonine kinase activity; protein binding; ATP binding
Source: RefSeq, a predicted model, not a curated record